AUGGACUUCGCUAUUGCGAAUAGGAUUUCCUACGAAUAUGAUCUCCGAGGCCCCAGUGUCAUGUACAAGACGGCGUGCUCAUCGUCUGGUAUCGGUCUCCAUCAGGCUUUGGAGGCUAUCUGGCAGGGAGGAAUCUCGUCUGCUAUUGUAGUGGGUACCAACUUGAUAAUGGGCCCUGGACAAACCAUUACUGGGAGUUCAAUGAUGACGCUUUCCCCAGAAGGAUCUUCGAAGUCUUUGGAUGCCUCUGCGGAUGGAUAUGCCAGGGGCGAAGCGGUCAACGCGCUAUACAUCAAAAGAUUGGACGAGGCCAUCCGAGACGGGAAUCCUAUUCGGGCUGUAUUUCGCUCCUCAGCCAGCAACUCCGAUGGUCGCUCACUUGGCGGAAUAACCAGCCCAAAUCUAGAUGCCCAUGAAGCCGCUAUAAGGGCCGCUUACUCUUCUGUCCGUCUCAACUUUGCAGAUACUGCUAUGGUCGAAGCACACGGGACCGGGACACCAGUCGGCGAUCCUAUAGAAGUCGAGGCCAUUGCUCGCUGUUUUGGAGGAGCCGGGGUGUAUCUGGGAGCAGUGAAACCGAACCUGGGCCACAGCGAAGGAGCAGCAGCUAUUACAAGCAUCAUGAAAGCAGUCCUUUCGCUGGAACAUCGUACCAUCAUACCCAACAUCAAGUUUAACCAUCCGAAUCCAUCGAUCCCAUGGGAGAAUAACAGAUUAGUCGUUCCAACCGAGGAACUCCCUUGGCCCGAGGGACGGUGUGAACGCUUUAGUGUGAAUACAUAUGGAAUAGGAGGCUCCAACGCUCAUUUCAUUCUUGACUCCGCCGCCUCGUUCAACCUUGAGAUCCCCAAAACUAUUCCGCCAUCGUUACAACCAAAGCGAACACCAACUCUGCUGCUGUUCUCAGCAGGAUUGCCACAAUCUCUCAAAUCUGUUGUUGAAAGACACAAGAGGUAUCUCGUGGAAUAUCCUGAGAAACUGGACGAUCUUGCCUAUACCAUUGGAGAGAGACGGGACCAUCUGAAAUAUAGGGCUUUCAGUGUGACAGACGGCACGGAGACUUUGGCUGAGCCUGCUGUGUUUACUUUCCAGGAUAGCCGACAAGCUGCUUUCGUGUUCACCGGUCAGGGUGCACAAUGGGCUAACAUGGGACGAAACUUAAUGAUUGACUAUCCAUCAUUCAUGAGAGACAUCCAGUCUAUGGAACUAGUUUUACAAGGCUUGGACCAUGACGCUCCAUCAUGGUCGCUUCAAGCCAUUCAGAUUGCGGUUGUGGACCUGCUGGCAUCUUGGGGGGUUUCCCCCUCCGCUGUGGUCGGCCAUUCCAGUGGUGAAAUCGUGGCGGCGUAUGCUGCAGGCGCAUUAUCAAAGUACGAGGCUUUGAUUAUAGCCUACUAUCGAGGACUUGUGUGUAAGAUAGCCACUGUACCUGGCGCAAUGGCUGCUUUAGGGCUUGGAAGAUCCGAAGUUGUGCCAUAUCUGGUACCUGGUGUGGGAAUUGCUUGCGAGAACAGUGCUUCCAGCAUCACUCUUUCGGGCGAUUCGGAAAGCCUGGAGCAAGUCCUCAGCACUAUAAAGAGGAAUAAUGAGGGAGCUUUCGUGCGAAAACUUCGCGUCGAGAUGGCAUAUCAUUCAGGCCAUAUGUCAAAAUUGGGAAAUAAGUACCGGGAACUGAUUUCGAGACACGUCUCCCUCAAGUCACCCAUCAUUCCAUUCUACUCUAGUGUAUACAAUGGCAAACGCCUAUUGGAAUCGUCUGAGUUCGGGCCCCGCUACUGGCAAGAGAACCUACAGAGCCCGGUGUUGUUUCACACGGCCGUGAAAAGCCUUCUACGGGAGUCGCCUCAUAUGGUCCAUGUGGAAGUUGGGCCACACCAUGCACUCCGUGGACCGCUCCGCCAGAUAUAUCAAGAAAUGGGCACAUCAGUGACUUAUAUUCCAACUUUAUCACGGGGUGAGGACGACACUCGCUCGCUCUUGUCCGCGUUAGGCCAGCUGUAUACAACAGGGUUUCCGGUUAAGAUUCCUUCUGAUCCCAGUCGGAACCCUCGAGUUUUACCAGACCUACCUCCGUACCCGUGGCACUAUGACCGAUCUUAUUGGUCAGAGACACGUGUUAUGAAGAAUUGGAGAUUCCGCAAGCACGCACCGCAUGACCUGCUGGGUUCUCGCACCACUGAAUCGACAGAGCUCGCUCCAGCAUGGCGCAACGAUAUCCGAGUUAGUGAUGUGCCUUGGCUCAAAGAUCACUGUGUGGGCCACGAUGUGGUCUUUCCUGCUGCUGGUUAUAUCGCAAUGGCUGGGGAAGCGGCUUACCAACUUGGGCAUACCACGAGCCCCCGCGAUUACACUGUCAAAGAUGUAGAGCUACGUCAAGCCUUGGUCCUCCAAAUGAAGAUCUCCAAAGAAAUUGUCACAACACUCCGACCACAACGUUUGACGACGAGCUUGGAUAGUGACUGGUAUGAGUUUGAGAUCGUCUCAUAUGACGGCUCCGCAUGGAAUAAGCACUGCUGGGGUUUCGUGCGUCGUGGACAUGCCACUCAUCCGCCGUCGCAUGUGAAGAAGAUUCUCCAAUCUUUGCCAAGAAAAGUGUCUACUGAUCGAUGGUACACAACCUUAGGCCGUAUAGGACUUAACUACGGCCCACGUUUCACAAAGCUGAGGAAUAUCACUGCGGGUGUAAGCGAAAGAGACGCAGUGGUUCACGUCGUGGAUGACCCAGGUGAUAAGUCCGAGUCGUUUUACUGCCUUCACCCCAGUACCAUUGACGCCACUCUGCAGUCAUGGAUGGUGGCUGCCUUUCAGGGCAUGUGCAGCUCACUGAAAACACCACUUUUGCCUACAUUCAUCAAAGAGCUUUACGUCGGCGAGGGAACUGGGCAGACACUUCAUAUCAAGACAACUGCUUCCAUACGUGGAGAUGGUCAUUCAUAUGGGGUCGGAGAAGAAGGUGAAACUUUGUUCCUGUUGAGGGGCUUUCAGGUGACACGCCUCCCCUCUGAUGAGAAUGUUCCAGCGCCUACAGCCCUUCAGCUGCAAUGGGCACCAGACUUCUCAUUCCUCGAUUCCAGCCAACUCACACGCCCAACAUAUGACUUCCGGGAGCAAACCAACCUCGUGGAAAGGCUAUGUGUUUUAUGUGCCUUGGAAUCAAGCCAACAAAUCCAGAGCGUCAACGCAACCCAGCCGCAUUUCGAGCGAUACAGAGGAUGGCUCGCGUCCCAGGUCCUUCACUUUCAAUCGCCAGGGUAUCCGCUUGUCGAUACCAUCAAGAUGGUAAGAAUGACAACCGACGAACGCCGAAGUAGUAUUCGCGAGACACUCGAGCUGUGCAAGUCAGUUGGUAUCGACGCCAUGGCAGAGGCAGUGUGGCGAGCAUACGACCAAAUGUCCAAUGUUUUUGAGGGGAAAACGAGCUUUCUAGAUCUCCUCAUCCACGAUGGCACUAAAUUCUUCCAACUGCUGGGUCACACCGAGCCUCAGAUGCGCAUUCUCGAGAUCGGCGCCGGCACUGGAGGUCUCACUGCGAAGAUACUCAAAGAACUUAGAAGCAGCUUCGGAGACCGACUUUACUUGCAGUACACUUUUACAGAUGUUUCGUCAGGCUUUUUUGUGGCUGCGCAGGACCGUUUCAAGGAAUUCGACGCCAUUGAAUACAAGGUUCUCGAUAUUUCAAAGGACCCAGUUGGUCAAGGUUUCAAGGCAGGGGACUACGAUCUAGUUAUCGCCUCAAAUGUCCUCCACGCGACGCCUAUCUUGCACGAGACCCUGUGCCAUGUGCGGACGCUCUUAAAUGACCAGGGUCGGCUGUUUCUACAGGAGCUAUCCCCAGUGACCAAUUGCGUUGGAUAUAUCAUCGGGUUGUUCACUGGCUGGUGGCUAGGAGAAGCUGACGGUCGUGCUGAAGCCCCGUAUUUGCCAGCAGAAGAGUGGGAUAAGAAACUACGCGCAGCAGGUUUCAGCGGCUGCGAUGCAGUGACUUUCGAUAAUCAAAGACCAUACAAUAUUAACGCGAAUAUUGUCUCACGACCUGCGACAGAUCUCAAGACCCAGGAACAUGUCAAAUUGCUCUCAGGGCCAUCGCGCAUUCACCUCCUGGCCAGACAAGUGGGAAACCUAUUAGAAAGUAGUGGAUGUCAUGUUGAGCAUUGUCAAUGGGGUGAUAGAGAGAUACUGGACUGCGAACAGACCGUUGUCUCCUUUGUCGAUCUCGAGCUGCCGCUCCUCAACAGUCCCAGUAAAGAAGACUGGUACUUUUUCAUCAGUGCCAUCAAGUCGCUACAGAAGAACACAAUGCUGUGGAUCACGAACGCGGCUCAGGUUAACUGCAAAGACCCUAAUGCAGCGCUAAUACUCGGAAUGGCAAGAACAAUUCGAUCCGAACUCGCUAUGUCUCUGGCAACCUUGGAGCUAGAAGACUGGCAGCUGCCAGGGGCCGCGCAGGCGAUCGUGAAUGUAGCCAGAAAGGUUCAACGGAGCAAAGAUAGCAUAGCAUCCCACCUGGAUCCAGAUUAUGAGUAUGCGUGGGUUGAUGGCGCCGUCCAUGUCGGGCGUUUCCACUGGUACGCGUCCGGCCAGUCUUUGCCAAUAAUUGGGGGCUAUGAGGUGCAAAUAAACGUUAAGGCCGCUGGGCUCAACUUCAAAGACGUGCUUGGCGCCAUGGGCGUAGUGCAUGGCGAAGACAUUUUUGGCACCGAAUCUGACUGGCUCGGCCUCGAAGGAGCGGGCUAUGUCAGUGGAACUGGUGCCGACAUUUCCCAUGUCAAAGUUCGCGACCGCGUCAUGUUUUUCGGAGCAAACUCCGCAGGGCUAGCGACCCAGGUACAACGCCCGGGUCUGUUCACCGUCCGCAUCCCUGAUGAACUUAGUUUUGAAGAUGCUGCCAGCAUGCCUAUAGUCUACGUCACCGUCCUUCUGGGCCUGGUGGAAAGAGCUCAGCUACAGAGGGGCCAGUCCCUGUUGAUCCACGCUGCGGCAGGCGGAACGGGAAUUGCAGCGAUCCACGUUGCGCGAUGGAUAGGCGCGGAGAUUUACUACACUGUCGGGUCUGAGGAGAAGGCCAAUUUCCUGGUUGACAAGCUUGGAAUGCCUCGCGGCCGCAUCUUCCACUCGCGUGACACGAGUUUCCAUGACGGAGUGAUGGCUGCGACCAACGGCGUUGGUGUUGACUGUGUGCUGAACUCGGUGUCAAGCGAACUUCUCCAUACCACUUGGGAAUGUGGUGCGCCUAACGGAUGCAUGGUUGAACUCGGCAAGCGGGAUAUGAGAGGCCGCGCUCUGAUUGCGUUCGACAAGUUUGAAAGCAACAGAACGUUCAUCGGACUCGACUUGCCACGAUACGUUGCGACAAAGAAAGCUACGGGCAGCCACCUCAUGGAGCUAGUGUUAGAACUCUACGUCAAGGGGCACAUCAAGCCCGUACACCCGAUUACUGUCUUCGAUACGACAGAGAUUGAAGAAGCCUUCAGGUAUAUGCAGCAAGGUACUCACGUCGGAAAAAAUGUUAUCCGAUUCCCAGAACUUGAAGAAAAUCUCCCCUGGACCCAGGCUAUUCCAAAGCCGACUUUUCGGGGGGAUAGAACUUACCUCCUCGUCGGUGGUAUGGGAGGUCUUGGACGAGCCAUCGCGGUGUGGAUGGCCACCUACGGUGCUAAGUACAUCACAUUCAUAUCCAGAUCCGCAGGAAAGGGUGAAGACAACCAUUCUUUCAUCAAGGAACUGGAGCUAAUGGGGUGCGCGGUACAGACUUUCUGCGGUGAUGUGUCUGAUAGAGAUUUGGUUAAUCACAUAGUAGCAACUGCGAUUGCUCCCAUCGCGGGAGUAAUGCAUAUGGCGAUGGCUCUGCGCGAUAUGGGCAUUCUCGACAUGGCCCUGGAGGUAUACCAAGAUGUGAUCCAGCCUCGAGUGUACGUGGGAUACUAUGGUCAAGCCAAUUACGCCGCUUCCAACACCUUUUUAGAUGCUUUUGUUCAGUACCGACAUGACCGGGGUCUUGUUGCUUCGGUCAUAGAUAUAGGUCCUGUGGACGAUGUGGGAUACAUAAGCCGCACACCGGCCGCCAAAGAGACGAUGCUGGCAAUGUCCGGCCGGCUUGUUUCAGAACGAGACUUUCUCGAGGUUUUGCAGCUCACCAUUGCGCAGUCGGCCAAGCCACCUCUCGUGGAGAAAAGAUUAGCUGGUACAAGCGGCAUCUAUUUCCAAAACCCAAGCCAAGUCACUCAGGCAUUAGGAUGUCGAUUGCCUAUCAUGGACCCGCAAAACAACAUUAUCUGGAGACGAGAUCCGCGAAUGGCCAUUUACCGCAAUAUUGAGACAGUGGCGGACGAAAGUGCAACCACCACAAGUGGCAUGAAGCAGUUCUUGGCUGCAAUUACGGAGAAUCCCAUUAAACUAGAACAACCCGAAGCAGCCGAAUUCCUAGCUUGUCAGGUCCGGGAUCGUGUGGCGGCGUUGAUGCGCAGGGAUGACGAAGAGCCACUGGAUUUACGGCUCACACUAUCUGGGGUUGGUGUUGACUCUCUCGUUGCUAUCGAGUUGCGGAACUGGUGGAAACAAAACCUUGGGUCUGAUGUAUCGGUUUUGGAACUAAUGAAUGGAGGCAGCCUGCAGUAUUUGGGGGAGAUGGCAGCGAAACGACUUUUAGACAAAUUGCAGAAGUAG
Molecule: messenger RNA, 6663 nt
Organism: Neoarthrinium moseri
Lineage: Eukaryota; Fungi; Ascomycota; Sordariomycetes; Amphisphaeriales; Apiosporaceae
Exons: 13
Coding region: 1-6663 (2220 amino acids)
Biological process (GO): secondary metabolite biosynthetic process; fatty acid biosynthetic process
Molecular function (GO): phosphopantetheine binding; oxidoreductase activity; fatty acid synthase activity
Source: RefSeq, a predicted model, not a curated record